CUUUACCAAAACAGAACACCAAGAGAUACUGAUCUCUGCUCCCUUAAACACAAAACACUUGUGUUUGCGUGCUGUCGAGUACAUCUUCUGUCAAUAUCCUAAUGGCUUCAACAACUCAACCUCAAGGCGAACUCCAACAAACAUCUUCAGAUGCUUUUACUGAAACAACUCUGAGACACAAGACUUACGUCCUAAAGGUAUCUGCUUACUGUAAUGCGUGCGUCAAAAGAGUGAACGAAAUUUUGAAGACUAUUGAAGGUGUAUAUAUUACACAAGUCGACUUUGCUCAUCAUACUGUCACGGUGCAUGGCAACGUGGAAGUUGAAACCUUGAUCAAGGGUCUCGCGAAGAAGACGAAAAAAGAUGUCAAGGUUUUGUGGCCUGAACGGAAAGCCAAUCCCAAAGAAGUGCGUCUGAGCAAACCCAAAAGCAAUGAAGAACAUAGUGGCUCAGUCGAGACAUCAGAGGAAGCGAAAGAAAACCAAGGCGGCGGUGAUGAGAAAAGAAAGGGGAAGCAGCCAAUCAAGGCUGAGGUUGUUGAAGUCAAGGAGUCUGGAAGUACUAGGAAAAAGAAUUUUGAAGCAGGUAGCUGUAGUUAUAGCAUGGAAAUUGAGGAGGAGGCACAAACCAGCAACUUGCCAAGCCAGUUACCGCUGGUGGUGGCUGAGAAGCAGAGUGGGGUUGCUGAGAGUGAAGUUGUGGGUAAGAAAGCAGGAGGUGGAGAUGGCAAUAGCAAUGGGAGUGGUGGUGUUGGUGGCGGCGCUAAUGAAAACGUUCACCUAAUGGAGCAGCAGCCGUACUUCACUCCAGUGCAUGGAUUGCAUUAUCAUGCAGCAUUGCCCAACCCUAGCUAUGCCCAAGAGUCUGCUUAUUGCGAGACUCCGACGUAUGCCCAUUGGGGUUUGGGGAGUGAGCAUGGUUGGACUCAUAAUUUGGACGACCUCCCCCUGCCGCCGCUGCUGCCGGUUCAGCCUCCUCAGCCCUAUCCACCACCACCACAUCCUUACAGUUCCUCCGUAUCAGCUGAUACAUUUGCAUUUUUCAGUGAUGAAAAUGCUAAUGGGUGUAGUGUCAUGUAG
Messenger RNA from Fragaria vesca subsp. vesca, 1079 nucleotides. RefSeq lists its product as uncharacterized. The record is from RefSeq and is a predicted model, not a curated record. Gene Ontology annotation, molecular function: metal ion binding. The transcript is spliced from 2 exons. NCBI's taxonomy places the organism in Eukaryota, Viridiplantae, Streptophyta, Magnoliopsida, Rosales, Rosaceae. Bases 102 to 1079 code for a protein of 325 amino acids.